ACACGCACCCCCAACUCCCGAAAACCCUCGUUAACCCUCCUUGACCCUCGCCUCCGCCUCUCUCUCCUUCUCUCUCUCUCGUGCACCUGUAAUGGCGAAGCGCUUGAUCCCCUACCUCAACCGCAUUCUCGUGGAGAAGAUCGUUCCCCCCUCUAAGACCUCUGCGGGUGUACUACUCCCCGAGAAAACCACUAAGUUGAAUUCUGCAAAAGUUAUAGCUGUAGGCCCUGGCGUGCGAGACAGGAAUGGGAAUCUUAUCCCUGUUUCUGUGAAGGAAGGAGAUGAAGUCCUUCUUCCUGAAUAUGGGGGUACAGAAGUAAAACUUGGAGACAAAGUGUAUCACCUGUUCAGAGAUGAAGACAUACUGGGAACACUUCAUGAGUGAUUGGUUGCCGACUUCUUAUUCGGAUUCUGUUUUCACUGCUCCAUCUUUUUGUUUUUCCAACAAUUUGAAUUUGAAGGGCAUGUUCCACUAUGUAGUUGGACUUUGACAGUCCUUUUGAGUGUAAUGUUUCGAAAUACUUUUUAUUUCCCCAGUUAAAAACUGGAUGAUCACAUUGGAGAUAUUUCAUUGUUGAAAGGGCUGUGAAGUGAAACUUAACAAUCCGAAGAAUUAGAAUUUUGUGUUCUGCGUAAUUAAUUAUUCAGGGUUAACAGAAAUGCACUGGACAA
Molecule: messenger RNA, 672 nt
Organism: Ananas comosus (pineapple)
Lineage: Eukaryota; Viridiplantae; Streptophyta; Magnoliopsida; Poales; Bromeliaceae
Product: 10 kDa chaperonin, mitochondrial-like
Exons: 3
Coding region: 92-385 (97 amino acids)
Cellular component (GO): mitochondrial matrix
Molecular function (GO): protein-folding chaperone binding; ATP binding; protein folding chaperone
Source: RefSeq, a predicted model, not a curated record